GCCGGGCCGGGCCGGGGCGGCCCAAGAUGGCGCGGGGUCGGCGGCGCUCGCCGGCAGCCUCCGCCUGAGCGCCCGGGGCGGCGGUGAGGUUUCAUGCGCCGGUGCGACCGACCACGGCUGGCUCCUGCGCGAUGGAGGGCGGCGAGCUGGGCGUGGAGAACAUGGAGACCCUAACAGAGCUGGGCGACGAGCUCACCCUCGGCGACAUCGACGAGAUGCUGCAGUUUGUCAGUAACCAGGCAGGGGACUUCCCAGAUCUGUUUUCAGAUCACUUGUGUGGCACCUUCCAAGGCAAUGGCAGCAGUGGCAGCAGCAGCAGCAGCAGCGGGACCCUGGAGCCACAGCGGUCGUACAGCCAGGCGCAGCUCCAGCCCUUCCCACCAGCCCCUGCCUCCCCCCAACUCCAGACUCUACCAGUCAAAGCAACACAGGCAACACCUCCAGCCCCUCCACGGUCAGCCCCUCUCCUUCAGCCCCGGCCCCCACUCCAGCCUCAGCCUCAGCUCCAGCAGCAGGCCGUGAUGAUUGCACCAACGUUCAGCUCCGCACCUCAGACCAGGAUUAUCCAGCAGCCAGUCAUCUACCAGAAUGCAGCCACAAGCUUCCAAGUUCUCCAGCCUCAAGUCCAGAGCUUGGUGACAUCCUCCCAGGUUCAACCAGUUACCAUCCAGCAGCAAGUGCAGACCGUGCAGGCCCAGCGAGUGCUAACGCAGGCUGCCAACGGUACCAUCCAGACCUUAACACCAGCCACAGUCCAGACAGUUGCUGCCCCACAGGUCCAGCAAGUUCCAGUUUUGGUCCAACCUCAGAUCAUAAAAACGGACUCCCUUGUGCUGACAACCCUGAAAACAGAUGGUAAUCCUGUUAUGGCUGCAGUACAGAACCCAGCACUGACGGCACUCACCGCUCCCAUUCAGACCACAGCUCUGCAGACCCUUGUUGGGAGCAAUGGCACCAUUUUAACAACAAUGCCAGUGAUGGUGGGACAAGAAAAGAUGCCUAUCAAACAAGUUCCUGGGGGUGUCAAGCAACCAGAACCACCUAAAGAAGGAGAGAGGAGAACAACUCACAACAUCAUUGAAAAGCGUUACCGGUCGUCCAUCAAUGACAAGAUCAUUGAGCUGAAGGACCUUGUCAUGGGCACAGAUGCCAAGAUGCACAAGUCUGGAGUCCUGAGAAAAGCCAUCGAUUACAUUAAGUACCUGCAGCAGGCCAACCAUAAGCUGAGGCAGGAGAACAUGGUUCUGAAGCUGGCUAACCAAAAAAACAAGCUGUUGAAGGGCAUUGACCUAAGUAGUCUGGUUGACAAUGAUGUGGAUCUGAAGAUAGAUGACUUCAACCAGAAUGUGCUGCUGAUGUCUCCUCCAGCCUCUGACUCUGGAUCCCAAGCUGGCUUCUCUCCCUAUUCCAUUGAUUCGGAACCAGGAAGCCCUCUCCUCGAUGAUGCAAAGGUUAAAGAUGAGCCUGACUCUCCUCCCGUGGCCCUUGGUAUGGUGGAUCGCUCUCGCAUGCUCCUCUGUGCUCUCACGUUCCUUUGCCUUUCCUUCAACCCUCUGACUUCCCUGCUGGACGCCCGAGGAACCCCGGAGUCUGAGAGCCUGGUGCGCCACGGCUCGGGCAGGAACGUGCUGACCAUUGAGUCAGAUGCGGGUGGCUGGUUUGGCUGGAUGAUGCCCACGCUGAUCCUGUGGCUUGUGAACGGAGUGAUUGUGCUGAGCGUGUUCAUCAAGCUCCUCGCGCACGGGGAGCCGGUGACACGCCUGCACUCCAGGUCCUCGGUCACCUUCUGGAGGCACCGCAAUCAAGCAGACCUGGAUUUGGCACGGGGGGAUUUUGCCGCAGCUGCGUCAAACCUGCAGACCUGCCUGUCGGUGCUGGGCCGAGCGCUGCCGGCCUCCCGCCUGGACCUGGCCUGCAGCCUGUCCUGGAACGUGAUCCGCUACAGCCUGCAGAAGCUGGCGCUGGUGCGGUGGCUGCUGAAGAGGACCUCCCCUCAGUGGCGGGCAAGGGAGGCCAACGCAGGCUUCGAGGACGAGGCCAAGACCAGCGCUCGGGAUGCGGCUCUAGCCUACCACAAGCUCCAUCAGCUCCACAUAACAGGUAAACUUCCCUCCAGCUCAGCUUACUCGGGCUUGCACAUGGCCCUGUGUGCUGUGAAUCUGGCUGAGUGUGCAGAAGAAAAGAUCCCACCCAGCACAAUGGCAGAAAUCCACCUGACAGCUGCAGUCGGCUUGAAAACCCGCUGUGGAGGCAAACUUGGCUUCUUGGCAAGCUACUUCCUGAGCCAGGCUCAAAGCCUGUGCAGCUCGGAGCGGAGUGCCAUCCCUGACUCAUUGCGCUGGCUGUGUCACCCCCUGGGGCAGAAGUUUUUUGUGGAGCGAAGCUGGACAGUGAAGUCUGCUGCAAAGGAGAGCCUGUACUGCACCCAGAGAAACCCUGCUGAUCCUAUUGCACAAGUUCAUCAGGCGUUUUGUGAGAACCUGCUAGAGCGAGCGGUGGAUUCACUUGUGAAGCCUCAGACUAGGAAAGAAGUAGCAGGACAAGAGGAGGAGGAGGAGCCAUGCGAGUUCUCCAGUGCCAUGGAGUACCUGAAAUUGCUCAACUCUUUCUUGGACUCAAUGGGAAGUGGAGCCCCACCCUUUGCCAGCAGUUCUGUACUCAAGUCUGCCCUGGGCCCCGACGUGGUGUGCCGGUGGUGGUCGGCAGCGGUGGCGAUGGCAAUCGGCUGGCUGCGCGGGGACGAUGCGGCUGUCAGGUCACACUUUGCGGACGUGGAGCGCAUGCCAAAGACCCUGGAGACAUCAGAGAAUGCCCUGGUGAAAGCCACCUUCUACGUCUGUAAAGCCAUGCAGGCCUCACUGUCUGGGAAGGCAGAUGGACAGCAGAGCUCCCUGGGUCACUGUGAGAGGGCCAGCAGUCACUUAUGGAACAGCCUCAACAUGAGCAGCGGUGUCUCCAGCACCGUCCUCAACAACAUGAUCCAGCUGCUGGCCUGUGACUUGCUGCUCUCUCUCCGCACCAGCCUGUGGCAGAAGCAGGCGAACGCCAGCCAGGCUCUGGGUGAGACCUACCACGCCUCAGCCCCCGAGCUGACAGGUUUCCAGCGGGACCUGGGCAGCCUGCGCAAGCUGGCCCACGGCUUCAGGCCUGCCUAUCGCAAGGUCUUCCUCCACGAGGCCACGGUGCGCCUGAUGGCAGGUGCCAGCCCUACUCGCACCCACCAGCUGCUGGAGCACAGCCUGAGGCGACGCACACCACAGAGCAAUAAGCAAGGGGAACUGGACACGCUGCCGGGCCAGAGGGAGCGAGCCACAGCCAUCCUGCUCGCCUGCCGCCACCUCCCCCUCUCCUUCCUCUCCUCCCCGGGCCAGCGAGCAGUGCUGCUGGCUGAGGCUGCCCGCACCCUGGAGAAGGUGGGGGACAAACGCUCCUGCAAUGACUGCCAGCAGAUGAUCGUCAAGCUGAGUGGGGGCACAGCCAUCGCUGCCUCCUAACCCUGGCGUGGGGUCGCCCUGUGCAAAGACAGCCUGGUCACCUGUCAGCCUGGACUUCCCUUCUGGAGCUUAAAAAAAAUGAGGAGGAAAAAAAAAGAGAAAAAAGAAAAAAAAAAAGUGCUAGGCUAGGGUUGUGCUGGUGGGAUCAUGAUGGGGAGGGAGAGGGAGGGGUUGGGUUUGGUUUGGUUCUGUUUUUAACCUUGCCCCAGGUCUAGCUUUAUUAGUCCCCUUGCUUGUUCUCAGGCGCUGCAGCAGAUCUCUGUCUCGUUGUGGGGUUUGUGACCGUGCCUGGGACUGUUGGGAAGUGCUGCCCUGACCUGGAGCCCCCGUCCCUGCUGGCAGGAGAAACCUGCAAGCCCGAGGCACGGAGAAGGGACACAUCCUGUGUCUGUCCUCAGGGGCACCUUGUUCCCUUCCUCUGUGCCAGAGGAACUUUUGGGGAGGGCAGAGGAUCUGCUCAAGCCUUGCCUCAUGGGGCUGCUGAGAUCUGAGGCUGUUCCUGAGGAAGGGAGGCAUCAGCUUCCCUUUCCUUGCACUGCUUGUCAGUAAACCGAAGCCCUUCAGACCCAACUCGCAGAGGUGCUCUGGGAGUAUCGCUUGGGGCCAGUACUGCCCAGCAAAUUUCUCUACGGUUUUUAUACAGGAUUUUUUUUAUAGGAGUGUUUGUGGCUUUACAGAAAUGUAGGGAAUGAUGCAGCAAAUUUCCCUUCCUCUCCAUUUCAUCCAUCUCCUUCCUGUGAUGGCUGCAUCCGGUGGGUUGUUUUUUCUUUGCAGAGGACCGAAUUGUGGCAGCCUAACAGCAAGCAGAGCCUCGUAGAAGGCUGAGGCAUUCCUGGUUAUCUGGUGCUCUGCACUCAGCAUGAAGGGUGGAUGCUUCUCUGGUGCCUUCUGAUUGAUGCAGAAAACAUUUUUAGAAACUUUUUUUUUUCCCCCCUUCCUUAAUUUUAGUCAACUUCAAGUCCUAAAACUUGUCUUCAGGUGGUUUUUUUUUUCCUUCACUUCCCCCAACUGCUCAACAGCUCCUGCAGGGACUGGGAGGCACUGGUUCAGGGUGUGAGUCUCCAGCUCUCUUACAUUGCUAUUCAGAGCAGUUUGACCUGCAGGUGUUGAGUUGCUUGUGACUUUCCAAGAGGGGGAGGCGGAUUGGGGACAGGGAAGGAACGGGUUGCCCUCUUUCUCUCUGCCCCUCCUAUUGCAUCUCUCCAAAGAUAGUGCUAAGUGGUUGCCCUCUCACCUGUGCAAAUGUAGAAACCAACCUUUGGCAGGUCAGGGAGACAUUGCUUUCUCCUUGUGCGUAGCUGGUGUGUGUUCAGUGUCAGCAGCUAGAAGCAGUUGGAUGCAGGCAGCAGCCCAGUCCUAUCCUGCCCCAGUCAGGCCUGUACAGCCCAGUGACUCCUGCAAAAUCAGAACUUGGGAUGUUUUGCAAGAACCUUUUGCCUAUAUUCAGCUUUUGCAGAGGGGUGUGAGAGCUUGAGCUCCAUACAGAAUGAGGGUAAAAAGAUAGGGGGGGGGGUUUGUCUCCCUUUGUAUGAAGUCGUAGCAUCUGGGUGGGGGUUUGUUUUGCUGCAAAAAUUGAACACAAGUAAUGCUAGUCCUGGAGUUAGCUGGCUUCAACAGGAUGGAAACUGGGGCCAGGAGAAACCAGUCUCCCUGCAAAGCCUGUGACCAGUGAUCCUGAGCUACAGCUGUGAACAAGAGCAUGGGGACCAGAAGACACUUCCCUCCCCACCCCACUUUGUUUGGGGAAUAAUUGGUGGGCACCCAGCUGCAAUGGCCAGCAGCUUGUGCUUUUCACUGCUGGUAGGCAGGGGCUCCCUUCUUCCCAGUGUCAGCAGUCAGCGGGGAGCUCAUCCCAUUGCGGGUGAGAGGUUGCUUUUUUGAGCCUUUGAUCAGUGUAGGGGAUGCUCUGCUGGCAGCCACUGUUUUGAGCAGGUAUCCUGUGUGUGCAGAACAGUUCUGGGGUCUGGGUGGGUUUCAGUUGCCCAUGGGAAGCUUCCUGGCUUAUCAGUGAUCCUGGCUUUGGGGGUGGAUCACAUCCUCCUAUUUUUUGGUCUCCUCGUAAGCGGCUUUCAUGCUGUCUUCCCAGUCGUGGGCUUUUCCCACAAUGCAGAAACUCCUUACCUGUGGGAACCUCCACCUUAUUUUGCAUUUCCUCAGAUCAGUGUCCCAACAGGUGGGAACUUUUGUGCUUUAGUAAAAGAGGAAGUGGGAUUUUUUGGAACAGGGAGGUGCUGAGGCUUCAUUAAGU
Molecule: messenger RNA, 5742 nt
Organism: Dryobates pubescens (Downy woodpecker)
Lineage: Eukaryota; Metazoa; Chordata; Aves; Piciformes; Picidae
Gene: SREBF2
Product: sterol regulatory element binding transcription factor 2
Exons: 19
Coding region: 132-3494 (1120 amino acids)
Biological process (GO): positive regulation of transcription by RNA polymerase II; positive regulation of cholesterol storage
Cellular component (GO): nucleus
Molecular function (GO): DNA-binding transcription factor activity, RNA polymerase II-specific; protein dimerization activity; RNA polymerase II cis-regulatory region sequence-specific DNA binding
Source: RefSeq, a predicted model, not a curated record